CAACGAGAUUCCACCACAUCUUUAAGUUUCUGCAAGAGUCAGCUGACUGACCAAGCCUCUGGAUUCCAACAACCUUUCGACGUAUAAACGGGACAAUUUUCCCACAAAGUUGCUUGCUAGCCAGAUGAGAUGCCCAACCUUGAAAUCAAGAUGAUCAGCCCUGACCAUUCUUUCACUUUUGUGAACUUGGCGUCAAAGAGCUUCGACCUUGUUCAACGUUCGCUACCUACUGCGCCGGACGUGCGGAUAAUUCAGGAGUUACCCGAUUCCACAGUUUUAACAAAAGGUGGAGAGGCAAUCAUGUCAUGGACGAAAGGAUGCUACUUCGGAAAGAGCGGCCGCGACGACGUUAUGCUCUGCUGGCAAGAGAUGGAGGCAUUGCAAUCGUUCUGCAUCGGCAUUGAGUCGCCUGAGAGGGGGUUUUUCAAGCCCAUUCGGUCACACUACAAGAUCAAGUACAAUGACGGAAAGACAAAUAAGGAUUGGUUUUUCCCUUCCGAUAACCCUGGAGAUCCAUACACUUUCCCAAACACGAUGGACGUCAACAUCAGGGUUACAAGUCAUUCUGUGAAGGAUCAGCUCGAGCUUGAGAUCAUGAUUACGGAUAAGAGUUCAUCAGAUCUCAAACAGUAAUGACAUUGAUAUUUAUCUUCCAGUACACCAAUUUAGGCAUAUCUCGAAAAGCUUUGAUUAUUGAAAACACGAGGUUGCGGGAGUUGUUUUUUUCGGUCAGGUUCAGGUGCGAUGUUUUGUUCUCGUCGGGAUAUGAAAAUAAUCCAACUGAAUUCUUCGGUUUUAUCAUUUCAAGCUUGGUCGUACCUUUUGGGGCAUUUUGUAAACCACUGACUGCCGUGCUGCACGGUUCAUAUAUCACAAAAGGAUUAUACAAGACUUACUUACCUAUCUCUUCCUUUCAUUACUGUGUUUUAAACGAACAUCAUAAAUGUUCCGCAGUACUUUGACUUCCAAUUCGCAGAAAAACAACAAUAGUAUAAUAACCAUGUCAAUGUGGC
This is a messenger RNA of Colletotrichum navitas, 1013 nucleotides long. RefSeq lists its product as uncharacterized. NCBI's taxonomy places the organism in Eukaryota, Fungi, Ascomycota, Sordariomycetes, Glomerellales, Glomerellaceae. The transcript is spliced from 2 exons. The record is from RefSeq and is a predicted model, not a curated record. Bases 130 to 633 code for a protein of 167 amino acids.